GCGAAAAGCAGAAUUAUUUCUCUUUUUUUCUGUCCAAACGCGCCCAUGCUCCUCGCGACCUCCCUCGGAGAACUCCUGCCGUAUGACGUCACACUCUCACUCGCCACACUUCUCGGCUGGGCGCGCGCGAGCCGGGCUCGUGCCGACAGUCGCGCGGCGCCGGGCUCCGAGGGAAGGCGCGAGCUGCGCUACUGCGGUAAGAGCUCGUGCACCGUCUCGUUUUACCGACACUUUCUUGUUUGUAAACGCGCGCCGAACAGUCUUCUGUAAAACAGACUUUUUAGGGAUUUUCUCAAGUUCGAAGAUAUUGUUAUUGAGUUUCAUGACACUUGGCGACGAGGGGGGGGGGACCGCGUGAAGAGCGAACCCGUUACCCGGCUGCAGGCUGCUGCUGGAGUGUGUUUAUAAUUCCUUCUUAGUAGGAGCUCCACGCCUCGGGUGUGACAUGACGGAAACGGUUGUUAGCGUUUAUUAAUUAUCACGAAUAAGUAUUUGCACGUUCGGGGGCUGCGCGCGCGCGCUCGAGUCGUGUAUUUCACGUUGCGCGCGCGAGGGGAAAGAGGCGGGAAAGAAAAAGCAACACUUCGGGGCCAUUUCCCUGAAGAGACGCCUCGUGCCGCCUUGUGCUCUGCGCGCGCUCUCUCCCGCUCUCUCCCGCUCUCUCCUUCCUUCCUUCCCUCCCUCGCUCAUUCGCGCACGCAUGGAGAACGCGUCCUGUCCGGGGGGUCCGGACCGCCAGCACCAACAGCAGCAGCUCCCCUGCGGGCCCCCCGCCGCCAACCGCUCCGAGGGCAACCGCAGCGCCCCCGCGGAGCCGCGCUUGACCCCGGACUUCUACGUGCUGCUGCCCGUCGUGUACUCGCUCAUCUGCGCCGUGGGCCUCACGGGCAACACGGCCGUCAUCUACGUGAUCCUGAAGGCGCCCAAGAUGAGGACCGUGACGAACACGUUCAUCCUGAACCUGGCCAUCGCCGACGACCUCUUCACGCUGGUGCUGCCGCUGAGCAUCGCCGAGCACCUGCUGCGCUGCUGGCCCUUCGGCGAGCUCCUCUGCAAGGUGAUCCUCUCCAUCGACCACUACAACAUCUUCUCCAGCAUCUACUUCCUCACGGUGAUGAGCGUCGACCGCUACCUCGUGGUGCUCGCCACGGUGCGCUCGCGGAGGACGCCCCGGCGCACGUACCGGGCGGCCAAGGCGGUGAGCGCCUGCGUGUGGGCCCUGGUCAGCGUCAUCGUGCUGCCCUUCGCCGUCUUCGCCGGCGUCUACGUCCACCCCGAGGACGGCGGCCGCAAGAGCUGCGUGCUCACGUUCCCGGCGCCCGAGGCGUUCUGGUUCAAGGCGAGCCGCAUCUACACGCUGCUGCUGGGCUUCGCCAUCCCCGUCUCCACCAUCUGCGUGCUCUACGCCCUCAUGCUCUACAGGCUGCGCCGCGUGCGUCUCGGCUCCAACGGCAAGGCAUUGGACAAGGCCAAGAGGAAGGUGACCGUGAUGGUGUUCGUCGUGCUCGCCGUGUGCCUCUUCUGCUGGACGCCGUUCCACCUGAGCACCGUCGUGGUCCUCACGACCAACCUGAGCUCCACGCCGCUCGUCAUCGCCGUCUCCUACGUCAUCGCCGUGCUGAGCUACGCCAACUCGUGCCUCAACCCGUUCCUCUACGCCUUCCUGGACGACAGCUUCCGCAAGGCCUUCAGGAAGAUGCUCGAGUGUCGGCCGGGCUGAGUGGGGGGGGCGCCCGCCCGCCCGCCCGCCCCCCAUAUCUUAAUCACCCCUUGCGUGUGGCUGUUUCCGUGUGCGUGUGUGUGGCCCGCUGUAGACCUCACUUGUGUCGACAGCUCCCCUCCCCCCCAGCAGAGAGCCCCCUGCAGGUGUUACACGCAGGACACUCCGCUGGCGUGUGCGUUCUGGAGCCAAACACAGGACAAAGCUCAUCCUCUCACAUGCAUCGCUGUUGUCAUGACGACAGGACGCGUUUCCAGCUGCGAAACAUUAAAAGAACAAUGAGCUCCUGUACACACUGUGUGUAUGAAGUGUUACAGAUUAUGUAGAUGUAUAGCAGCGUGUCCUGUAGCCUGUUCAGUUUUAACCAUUAACUCUGGACAGUAGUGGCUCUGAAAGGAAACAAAGUUAUUGCAUGAGCACAACAUCGAUGUAAAAAUGUGUUAAUGGAGACGCAUGCGGCCCCUGUGUCUCCUCUGUGUCGUGUCUCGUAUGUAUAGUUCACGGUAGAGUAGUAUGAGUAGUAUCAUCUUCCCGAAGUCUGUAUCGUGUGU
Messenger RNA from Scleropages formosus (Asian bonytongue), 2271 nucleotides. Its product is annotated as neuropeptides B/W receptor type 2-like. Gene Ontology annotation, molecular function: neuropeptide receptor activity; neuropeptide binding. NCBI's taxonomy places the organism in Eukaryota, Metazoa, Chordata, Actinopteri, Osteoglossiformes, Osteoglossidae. Bases 701 to 1720 code for a protein of 339 amino acids. The transcript has a single exon. Gene Ontology annotation, biological process: neuropeptide signaling pathway. Gene Ontology annotation, cellular component: neuron projection; plasma membrane. The record is from RefSeq and is a predicted model, not a curated record.